AAUGCAAUACCUCUUCUGCAGAUAGUGAUGCUGCUUAACCAAAAACCGGAAAGGAAAAACUUCAACGUCUUUCAACUUUCUCACGGACUCGACCACUUUCGCCAUGAUGAGUUGGACGCGUUCGAAUCCCCUGAUGGCGUCUUAGACUUAGUUUCCCGCGAUAAGCUUGCCUCCUUCACCAGAGAAUUCUAUCAGGUCGAUGAGGUGAAGACGCUUUAUGAGAUGAGGAAGAAAUUCGAUCUUAUUGUUGUUCAUCAGAUGCUGAGUGAGGUAGUUUAUCCAUUCCUUCACGAGAUGCCCUUUAUCUUCUUUUCGACGACUGGGAUCGACUCUCAACAAAGUGCCACGCUCGGAAACGUUUUGAAUCCUUCCUUUGAGAUAGAGCCUCUUGUUCAGCCUCUCGACGCCCUCAAACGCUUCCAGAGCACGUUUGCACACUGUUUCCGCCUCUGGUAUCGGAAGUAUUGGACUGUGGUGCCUGCUGUCCAAAAGGAGAUCUCGACGCUGUUCCCAGAGCUUCCUCCUCUCCUAGACCUUGAACGUAACCAGAGCCUCGCCCUCGUGAACUCACACUUCAGCUUAGGUCCCCCACUUCCACUUCUCCCCUCGCAGGUGGAAGUGGGUGGCAUCCACUGCAGACCCGGCCAACCCCUUGCUGAAGACCUGGACGCAUGGAUCUCUGGUGCUGGAGAAGCAGGAGUAAUUUACCUCAGUCUGGGCUCCAUCAGACAACCGUUUUCUAUGCCCUCCCAGUAUCGCCAAGUGCUAACUCAAGCGCUCGAGAAGUUGGACCAGAGAGUGAUCUGGAGGUACAAGGGUGAGGUAGACAGCAUCCCUGACAAUGUGUUGGUCAGGGGAUGGCUUCCACAGCAAGACAUUUUAGCUCACCCAAACGUCAAAGCGUUCAUCAACCUCGGCGACUUCCUCAGCGUUCAGGAGGCCGUUUGCCACUCGAAGCCCGUCCUUGCCCUUCCUAUUUCGACCCAACAGACGAAGACCGCGGACACCGUCAGGAACUCCGGCCUCGGGCUUUCGCUGGCGUGGGAGGACCUCACAGAAGAACUCUUGCUAAGGGCCCUACGAGAAAUCGUCGAGAACCCGAAAUUCCAAGAGACGGCCUCGGAAACCUCCUCCGCACUGCGCGACCAACUCCACACGCCCCUGGACCUCGCCGUAUUCUGGACCGAGUACGUGAUCCGGCAGGAGGGCGCCCCCAGACUGAGGAGUCCUGCAGUCGACCUCUCGUGGGUGGAAUUCCUUAUGCUCGACGUCCUAGCCGCCCUACACUUGGUCCUCCUCCUCUGCUUCGUAUUUCUUAGGCAAUUGGCUCGGUUUAUUUCUCGCCUCGUACGUGGCAGUGAAAAACAGAAAACGGAAUAGAUCUGCCUGAUGCAGUUUUACCUCCUUACCGAAGGGUGAUGCUUUCAAUCGCUUUAAUAAACUAGAUAAGUCCAGAUAUUGCUCUUAAUACUCGGUAAUCGAACAUUUGGGAAUGGAAGAGUAUAGAAAAAUAAAAAAGACAAAACUCAAGAUAAAGAGAGAGACAUGAACACACGCGGAAUAUGAGGAUAGUUUCAUUUCUAAUUAUUCUUAUCUAUAAAAUCAUAAGUACUAUU
Molecule: messenger RNA, 1616 nt
Organism: Penaeus chinensis
Lineage: Eukaryota; Metazoa; Arthropoda; Malacostraca; Decapoda; Penaeidae
Product: UDP-glycosyltransferase UGT5-like
Exons: 6
Coding region: 28-1380 (450 amino acids)
Molecular function (GO): UDP-glycosyltransferase activity
Source: RefSeq, a predicted model, not a curated record